Fonsecaea monophora is the source of this 1437-nucleotide messenger RNA. RefSeq lists its product as hypothetical. Lineage: Eukaryota; Fungi; Ascomycota; Eurotiomycetes; Chaetothyriales; Herpotrichiellaceae. The record is from RefSeq and is a predicted model, not a curated record. Bases 1 to 1437 code for a protein of 478 amino acids. The transcript has a single exon.
AUGUUCGCCGCAGCGAUCGAAAACUUACGCUCCGCUCUCGAUGAAAAUCCAUGGGCCUGUGAGCUGGCCGGGAUUCUUCCCUUGUCGGCCUUGCUCGACUUUGUCGACAUGCCGAGCAAGCUUCACAUCUUCCAGCUCAUGGGCGCCGUUCCGCUCUGGAGCUGGCCCGUCACCCCGUCCGGGAGCGGCCUCCUGCUGUCCACGCGCCCGGGGACCGAUACACAUGCUUAUCUGGACCGCUUCGGGAACACGCUGGCCUUGACGGGGCUGGAUGGACGCUACGGUGAUAAAUACUUCAUCAGCAACCCGGGAACGCUCCGUCUGUGUCUUGACUCUCUACCAGUCCAAGCUAUCAAGAAUCUCCAUGGCAACAUGAAGAAGAAACAUCUACGAGUUCAAAAUCUAGAUAUCGUUCGCGUCUGCCGCGUGGCAACCUCCCGAGGUCAACGUCUGCCGUCCGACUGCUGGCUUCGCCGCCUCUUCUACGACCCGUGGUGGAUGUUCAGCACCUGGCACCUGGCAGUCUCGGCGGUUGGAUGGGUCGCUUGGGGUGGGAUAGUUGCUAUGAGUUGGAUCUUGGAGUGCGAGCUCUCUUUCGCCUUCGCGCUUCUCAUACCGGUUACCGGCGGCGUCGUCUUCAUGCUCUUCGGGAGUAAGUCGCAGCACCUGCUGGUCUCCAAUCACAGCUCGUACAACCGACUCGUCCUGGUCACCGAGCACACCAACGCGAUGUCCUGGACCGCUUUCUACGGAGAGAGUACUCUGGUGAACUCUCUGCUGAACCGACCACUGGAACCCGUCGGGCCUGAUGUCACUUCUGCGACCACGUUUCGAGCCAUACGUAUGGCGCUUCGGGUCUGUAUCAUGGGUCAGUGGGCGCUCGUGGUAGGUGCGGCAGCAACCCAGCAAUUCGAUGCCUACGUCAUCGCCUUUUGGAUCAUCUUCUGCAUCUGGACGCACGCGUUUCUGAUCCCACCCUCGACCGUGGCAGGCGAGUGGCUGAAAUCUUGCGCCUGCCUCGAGCUUCAUCGAUACCGAGUCAAGGUCAGUUCGAGGCGGACCCUGCUCAACACGGUCAUGGCUCUCAAUCCGGAUACGUUUCCCGAAUCCGAGAACAGCCACGGCCAGCUAUGUUUCUACGACACCGCACUGAAGUGGAUCGAUCCGAUUCUGGCCCCCGGGCCGAGCCGCCUGGAGUGGGAGAACGCCACGAGAGAGGCCAUGGCUGCUACCGCUCGUUGUACUUCAGACGAAUUGACAUCCACGGCCUGGGGGCAUACUUCUGGGGAUAUGGUGGAUCGGGACUGGGAUAAAAGAUACCCCCCCGAUAACGAACAUUAUUGGAGGGACUGUAUCUGGGAGGGCAUUUAUGUGGCUGAAUGUGUCAAAAAGGGGGCAGGGAUAGGCGGGCGCAAGGUUGCUGCAGUAUACAAUUAA